UUUCUCUCUCGUUUUUUCUCACGUAAACCUUCACGCACAUUCUGCAACUUCGAAGUCGCGAAAGUCAAAAUUACAAUAGAUGCAAAAGUGACAAAAUAAGUUCGUUUCAAUAAUUCAUGCUCUGAGUUAUUACUUUAAGUAAAAAAAUCAGCUCUACAUGGAAACGUUAAAAGUUAUGCCCAAAUCACUAUCUGCCGAAAGUAAACAUUCCAGUAGGGAAAAUUCUCCUAACAGGCACGCUCAUAAUGAAUCACCAGAAGUGCAUAAAACUGUACGGAGCGACGAUAGUCCUGCCCAACGACAUAAUAACGACCAUAAACUACGAGAUAGAGAAGAAUCGAUACUUACAAAUGAAAAUUCAUCUGUAGCUGAUGAUGUAAAAGAUAAUGACGAGACGUACAUUGCGGCAUCACAGCUGGACGAAAAUGAUGGAAAUUUGACAACAAUAUCGCAGUUGAGUAAUGAUUCAUCAGACAUCAAGCAUUUAUACAAAAGCCAUCAUAGAACAAGCAGCUCACUUGCUUACAAUCGCAUCACUACCAAAAUAGCAUGCACUAAAGAAUCUAUCAAGAAGGAACAGACUACUCGAGAUGCAAAUGUCAACGAGUACUUAAAACUCGCUGCGAAUGCUGAUAAGCAACAACUGCAACGGAUAAAAGCUGUUUUCGAGAAAAAGAAUCAGAAAAGUGCACAUAAUAUAUCUCUAUUGCAGAAAAAACUUGAAUCUUACAGCAAAAGAUACAAAGACAUGCAAUAUCAUCAAAAUCAAAAACAACAAAGCAUUCGCCAACCAAGAGAAAUGUUACGAGACGUAGGGCAAGGACUGCGUAAUGUUGGAGGAAACAUACGUGAUGGAGUAUCUGGUCUUUCCGCUACAGUUAUGUCUAAGCCACGAGAAUUUGCUCAUCUAAUCAAGAAUAAAUUUGGUAGCGCCGACAAUAUUAACCAACUGUCAUCCACAUGGUACGCAGAUCACAACAUAAUGGAAAUCAAUCGCGACUUGAAUUCAUCCCACAUCGAGGACAACGUAUCUUUUCGCUACGAAAAUGUCCUUAAUUCGACCCUAGGAAUGGGAGGAGAAUCAGAUACGAUUGGUAUAUCUAGCCCAGGUAUAAUAGGAGACCUUGAAGGAAAGUACAGUGAGCAAGGUAGCGACUGUAGCAGCGUUACAAGUGAUAGCAUUCCGUUGAGUUCCGGAAAACAUCGUGUUAUUCGAAAUCUUCGUUGCGCUAACAGCAAAGCAAUUAAUGAUGUUCGUGACGAUUAUGAUCGCUUGAAAAGGAAAUUAGAUGGAUUAGAGACUUUGAAUAAAGAUGUCACUGAGUUAUCCAUGUUACUAGAAACGGAAAGAUACCGAGCGGAGAGGUUAGAAGAGCAAUUAAAUGACUUAACGGAACUUCACCAGAACGAAAUCGAAAAUUUAAAACAAGCCAUAGCAGAUUUAGAAGAGAAAGUUCAAUAUCAAAGUGAUGAAAGAUUGCGAGACGUUUAUGAGAUAAUGGAGAAUUGUCAGACUAGGAUAUCUAAAAUAGAACAUCUGUCGCAACAACAGUAUGUGACUGUAGAAGGAAUCGAUAAUUCUAAUGCAAGGGCAGUUGUUGUUAAAUUAAUAAACGUUGUUUUAACAGUUCUACAAGUGAUACUUCUGCUUGUGGCAACGGCUGCUGGAAUAACUAUGCCUUUUCUCAAAACGAGUGUAGCGAAUAAGUCUCGCGAUAGGGGAAAUAUUGAGUGCCAAAUACUCCUUAGGAUCGCCUGUUUAUUAUUCAUAAUAUAACACUUUCCGGUAAGUUUCUCUGGAUUAUUUAUUGGUGCAAUAUUGAUAAUUGUUUAAUUUUUUUUAACUCUUUCCAGAGAAUCUCAGUGGGAAACCAUUUCAAGUAUUUGUACAAGAAGGAGGAUUAUGUCGUGGAAAUUGCAGUGAUGCUGCGGCGUUUAACAUUUGGAAUUAGAGGUAGUGAAAUAAAGAAAACUAAACAAUAUAUGUAGUACACAUUUUCUCAUAAUUCUGGCAAAAUCUAAUAUCACAACUGUUCCAACUAGUUUGAGUGAAAAUCCUUAUGAAAAUCACUUCAUUGGGUUAUCUCUCAAAUUAGUUGGAAUGGUUGUGAUAUUAGUUUUUGCCAGAAUGUUUAAAAAUAAUAAUCCAGAAGUGAAAAACUCCCAUAUGAACAAUUUUUGGUUUCGUAAUUAUUUUCAUUUAUUUUGCAUCCGCUUUAUUGGAUGACUUUUGAAUGACCAUCAUCUUUUCCUAUAUUUGUUUUGAUUUUGAAUUGUAUGAGUAUAAUGCUAGCUUUGAAUGAUUUUUAUAUCUCUUGUUUUGAUUCUGUCAAAUCGGCAAGUGAAUGAUGGCCUUCUUCAAAUCAUCUUAUAUUAGGCAUGGGGCUCGGAUGAGGCAAUUUUCAUACAAUUUUUGGCGGGGAUUUUUGUUCAGUGUAUGUUUACAUUAUAAUCAAACGAAAACUCGGUAACAGAAUGUCAAUUACUGGAAGUCGGUUCUUACUAUUACUGACUUUUGACUGUGUUCGGUGUAGUAUCAAUAUUACUGUACAUUCAGUUCUUUCGACUACCGUACUCAGCAAAGAAAUCGAAAAUAUCACUGAAUGUCGUCACAGCAUCACAAACAAUACUGAGUAGUCGUUAUUUUUGUGAUAUACAAUAAAAACCUGGUUAAAAAAGUUACCGAAUAUCUAAUUCUAGAAUAAGUGUGUAGCAACGCGGAUCUUCUUUUUCUUCAUUCUUCUUGUCGUCGGACAUCGUUGCACACCCCGAAAUGGUCCGGAUUGAUCGGAAUCACACAAAGUUCUUAAUUCUUCUUAACUUUUGAAAAUAGGGAAAAUUCAAACGCGGAAAAUUUCGUGACAGGCACAAAUUUGCGACCUGCCACCGUCACAGCACACUGCGAUCCUCCAUUUAUGAUGAAAUGUUUACAAUGACGACAUUAAUACUUUUAAAAAUUUUCCAUGAUUGAAAAAGUUGUGCAAAAAGUUAUUUUAGUUCUUGUUAAUCUUGACUGUAGAUUUUAUCAUUAUUUUGAAACAUUUGGUCUUAUCGAAGUAAGAUUGAAAACAUGAUUCCAAGUCGAAGUCCUAUUUUUUCAAGAAGUGGAUUUAAUACUCUCCACAAAAUCUUUCGUUUUGUUAAACAUUCAUACAAUUGGGGGUAUUUAACAAUUUUAAGCAAAUAUUUUGUUUGUUAUAUAAAACAUCCUCCUUGCGGCAGUAGCUACAGUUUUUUUCUGUAGUUUGAUACCGUAAAUUGCGGUGUAGUUGAUCAGUGGGGUCAACCUGAUCACACAAUUACCCACGGAUUUCGACUUUCAAAGAAGUUUCCAUUACAUUUUAUUGUUACGUCAUUGGAUUGCAAAUGAAUGAAAUAUAAUUGUUGCUUCUUUGAAAGUCGAUAUCAGCGGGUAAUUGAGUGCUCAGAUUCACCCCACUGAUCAACUACACCCCCAUAACUACCAAUAAAUGAUUCGCUACUACAAAUGACUCACAAUCGUGUAGAAUUUCCGAUUUUCAAUGUUUUCAAUGGUCAAACUGAGGUCUUUGAAGGUAUUGAAGUGCAAGAUAUACUUGUCGAAAUUCUCCAAGAAAUCUAUGAUUUUCCAAUACACUGAAACCUCUUUUUAUGCACAUGGCUGGAACUGCAUAAAUUAAAAAUGUGCAUAAAUUAAAAAAGGCAUAAAAAGAGGGAAAUUUAUGCAUAAAUUAAGUUUGGGCUUUAAGGCGAAACUGGAAGCAUUUUCUCACUUUUUGGUUUUUGAUUUUUUAUUACAUUACGAAGCAAAAUUUUCAAAAUCGGUUUUCGUGCACAUGUUGAGUAUGGAUCAAGGUAUCCUCUGAUUUUUUUUGUAUGUGAAAAUAUUUUUCGUUUUUGCAGAAACCAUUUUUGAACAAAAUUUCACAAAAAAAUGGUUUUUGCAAAAAUGGAAAACAUUUUCCACCUCAAAAAAAUUUAGAAAAUACCUUGAUCCAUACAUGUGCACGAAAACCGAUUUUGAAAAUAUUGCUUCGUUAUUUAAUAAAAAAUCAAAAACCGAAAAAAAUGAGAAAAUGCUUCCAGUUUCACCUUAAUUAGAAAAUCUAGUUUGCGAGAACAGAUCUUGCUCCUGGGCAGUUGAGGUGGGGCUAAGGGAGUUUCCAGAAUGUUCCCAGAGAGCCCAAAAAGGGGGUUCCAAGGGGCUUCAGGGGCGUUUUAAGGGGUUGUUCCAGAGGAUUUAAGGAGCCUUACAAGGGUGUUCUGUCAAGUUUUUUUGGUGUUUUUAUAGGAUUACGGAGAAUUCUGAGGUAUUUCAAUAGUAUUAAGUGGAUUUCAGUGGCGUUCCAAGGGCCUUUAGGGGCAAUUCAAGGGAUCUCAGAAGACUUUAAAGGGCGUUUCAUAAGGUUUGAGGGGCGAUUUAAGGUAUUUCAGAGUCUGCAACUUUCUGAAAUGCCUCAAAAAUCCCUCUUGAACCUGAAAUGUCUUCAAAAUCCCCUUUAGACUCCAUCGGACACCAUGUAACGCACCUGAGGGGCUCCACACCCUCCGAAAACUCCUCCGUAACGCCUCUUAAUUCUGCAGAAAAUGCUCUGAAACGUCUUAAAAUGCCUCCAAAAUCCCCCUUAAACCCCCUCGGACCCCAUGUAACGCACCUGAGAGGCUCCGAACCCCACGAAAACACCUCGUAACGCUUAAGUAACGCCUCUGCAUCCCGCCAAAAUGCUCUGAAACGUCUUGAAAUGCUUCCAAAAUCCACCUUAAACCCCCCCUGGACCCCAUGUAACGCACCUGAGAGGCUCCAAACACCCCGAAAACUCCUCCGUAACGCUUCCUUAACGCCUCUGAAUCACGCCGAAAAUGGUCUGAAACAUUUUGAAAUCCCUCCAAAAUCCCCCUUAAGGGGAAGCUUACCGGGCGGGCCGGUAAAACCCGACUUCGGCGCACGUUUCGAUUUUUUUAAAAUUAACGAAAAGUGAUAUCGAAAUAUAAAACAAAUCACGCUGUAGCUGAGAUGUUGGGCUUCAUUUUCAUAAAAAAAUAUUUGAUUUUACUCAAAAUUUGAAAAAGUUGGACUCUCGAGAACACCAAAAUUUUUGGUAGGAAAACCGCUCCCAUGCCGCAAAUUUUUGUGUUUGUACAACGAUUUCUCCCGUAAAAAUGUGUUUUAUCAUAUAACUAUGUACGGUCAUUUUGCUCAGAAACUAAUAACGAGUCGAAUGGUAUAUAAAUAUCAGGGGGUUUCAUACAAAAAUCUACAUUGAGAGGCAUUUGUAUGAAAACAUUUCCAAAAUUAUUGCGCGCCACCGCGAUCGAACAGCAGCUAACGGUUUCUUGGCUGGCCUGCGGUGGGCACCCGUGCGGAUGAUGCAGCGAAACAAAGCAGCAGAUUUGCCUCACUGACGUUGAUCCGGUAAAAUAGUUGGACACAAAUUGAUUUCAGAAAAAAAUAUGUAACUGAUUGCAUGUUGGUUAAUGCACGUGCAGUACACGGAUGAUUUUGUAAUAGAAAUAAUGCAUCUAGACAAAUAAACAAUCAUUACUCAAACAUGGUGUUUCAGGAAUGGUACUCGUAUUUAUAUUGCAGUACAAUAUAGAAAAAAAAAACAUUUUUAUUAUUGAGUAAGCUGAGAAAGGAAUGCGCGAUUGAUGAAAAAAAAACGCGAUAUCUCGCGUAAUUCGUGAUAAGGGCCUAAAAGCCAUUGGUAACCAAGUGUGUAGCACGAUGCUACCGAGUAGAUAAAUGAAUAAACAAAAAUUUAAACGCCAGCUUGAUCAAGAGGAGACUGUCCUCUAUCUGCCAAUAGGUUAAAUUUUGAUGUUUACCUGCUGUUUAUGUGCAGAAAACAACGAGCUACACACAUGGUUACCAAUAGUUUUUAGGGCGAGAUCAUAAGUUACACGAGUUAUGAUGAUAAGUUCAGCUGAGGAUCAUUUUGAGGAAUAUAAAUAGAAUUGAAGAAAUCUCGCAGCGGUAAACGCGCGGUUAACCAAUAUUUAGAAGGACCAUGCUGAAAGUACUGGAUUCGAUUUCCGAACGGUCCAGGAUCUUUUUUGUGAUUAUUUGUGAUUUUUUGUGAUUAUUUAGGAAUUCUAAUGAAUAUUUGAGCCUGCUGAGCUUAUUCGAGGAUUCUUGAAGAGUUUUAGAGUAUUCCUCGAUAUUUUGUUAUUAUUUAGGAACUUUAAUGAAUAUUUGAGUACACUGAGCUUGCUCGAGAAUUCUAGAAGAAUUUGAGAAUAUUCCUCGACUUUUUGUGAUUAUUUAGGAAUUCUAAUGAAUAUUUGAGCCUGCUCGAAUAAGGUUUCUUGAAGAAUGUUAGAAGUUUUCAGGGCCGGAUCUUAGGGGGGGGGGGGGGGGUGGCCGGGCCCCGGGCCGCCACAUUUUAAGGGACCCCACAAAAACUUUUUUUGGUUGCUAACAUUAGCUUUAUUUUUCAUAUUGCUCAAGUACUGUUGGAAAAUAAGGAAAAACAUUUUUGGUCACCUCUCAGCAGGGCCUCCACAUCCGCUCGGGCCCGGGCCCCCAUAAUCCUUAAUCCGGGCCUGGGAGUUUUCCUCGAUUUUACGAUAACUGAAAAAUUCAGAUGAAUAUUUGAGUUCACUGAGAAUGUUUGAGGAUUCUUGAAGAGUUUUAGAGUAUUCCUCGAUAUUUUGUGAUUAUUUAGGAACUCUUCUGAAUAUUUGAGUACACUGAGCUUGCUCGAGGAUUCUUGAAGAGUUUUAGAGUAUUCCUCGAUUUUUUGUGAUUAUUUAGGAAUUCUAAUGAAUAUUUGAGUUCACUGAGCUUGUUCGAGGAUUCUUGAAGAGUUUUAGAGUAUUCCCCGAUAUUUUGUGAUUAUUUCGAAAUUCUAAUGAAUAUUUGAGUACACUGAGCUUGCUCGAGAAUUCUUGAAGAAUUUGAGAAUAUUCCUCGACUUUUUGUGAUUAUUUAGGAAUACUAAUGAAUAUUUGAGCCUGCUGAGCUUAUUCGAGGAUUCUUGAAGAAUGUUAGGAGUUUUCCUCGAUUUUACGAUAAUUGAAAAAUUCAGAUGAAUAUUUGAGUUCACUGUGCUUGCUCGAGGAUUCUUGAAGAGUUUUAGAGUAUUCCUCGAUAUUUUGUGAUUAUUUAGGAAUUCUAAUGAAUAUUUGAGCCUGCUGAGCUUGUUCGAGGAUUCUUGAAGAAUGUUAGGAGUUUUCCUCGAUUUUACGACAGCUGAGAAAUUCUGAUGAAUAUUUGAGUGCACUGAGCUUGCUCGAGAAUUUUUGAAGAGUUUGCGAAUAUUCCUCGACUUUUUGUGAUUAUUUAGGAAUACUAAUGAAUAUUUGAGCCAAAGGAAAUUCCUAAAGGAAAUUCCUAAAGGAAAUUCCUAAAGGAAAUUCCUAAAGGAAACUCCUAAAAAGAAAUUCCGAAAGGAAAUUCGUAAGGGAAAUUCCGAAAGGAAAUUCGUGAGGGAAAUUCCGAAAGGAAAUUCGUAAGGAAAAUUCCGAAAGCAAAUUCCUUAAAGAAAUUCCGAAAGGAAAUUCCUAAAGGAAAUUCCGAAAGGAAAUUCCUAAAGGAAAUUCCAAAAGGAAAUUCCUAAAGGAAGUUCCGAAAGGAAAAUCCUUUAAAAAGUUUCGAAAGGAAAUUCCUAAAGGAAAUUCCAAAAGAAAAUUCCUAAACGAAAUUACGAAAGGAAAUUCCUAAAGGAAAUUCCUAAAGGAAAUUCCUAAAGGAAAUUCUUAAAGGAAAUUCCUAAAGGAAAUUCCUAAAGGAAAUUCCUUGAGGAAAUUUCUAAAGGAAAUUCCUAAAGGAAAUUCCUAAAGGAAAUUCCGAAAGGAAGCUCCUAAGGGAAAUUCCGAAAGGAAAUUCCUAAAGGAAAUCCCGAAAGGAAACUGCUAAAGGAAAUUACGAAAGGAAAUUCCGAAAGGAAACUCCUAAAGGAAAUUCCGAAAGGAAAUUCCUAAAGGAAAUUCCGAAAGCAAAUUCCUAAAGGAAAUUCCGAAAGGAAAUUCCUUAAGGAAAUUCCGAAAGGAAAUUCCUAAGGAAAUUUCGAAAGGAAAUUCCUAAGGAAAUUCCUAAAGGAAAUUCCUAAAAGAAAUUCCUAAAGGAAAUUCCGAAAGGAAAUUCCUAAAGGAUAUUCUGAAAGGAAAUUCCUAAAGGAAAUUCCGAAGGAAAUUCCUAAAGGAAAUUCCUAAAAGAAAUUACUAAAGGAAAUUCCUAAAGGACAUUCCUAAAGGAAAUUCCGAAAGAAAAUUCCUAAAGGAAAUCCCUAAAGAAAAUUCCUAAAGUUCGCUCCUAAAGAAAAUUCCUAAAGGAAAUUCGUAAGGGAAAUUCCGAAAGGAAAUUCGUAAAUAAUAUUCGCAAAAAAAAAUCUUGGAAAUAAGUUUCUGAAGGAAAUUCCUGAACAAAAUCCUUAAAGAAAACUCCCAAAGAAAAUUCCUGAAGAAAAUUCCUAAAGAAAAUUCCUGAAGGAAAUUCCUGAAGGAAAUUCCUAAAGAAAAUACCUAAAGGAAAUUUCUAAAGGAAAAUCCUAAAGGAAAUUUCUAAAGUAAAUUCUUAAAGAAAAAUCCUAAAGGAAAAUCCUAAACGAAAAAACCUAAAGGAAAUUCCUAAAGGAAAUUCCUAAAGAAAAUUCCUGAAGGAAAUUCCUAAAGGACAUUCCUAAAGAAAAUUCCUAAAUGACGUUCCUAAAGGAAAUUAGUAAGGGAAAUUCCGAAAGGAAAUCCGUAAAGGAACUUCCGAAAGGAAAUUCGUAACGGAAAUUCCGAAAGGAAAUUCCUAAAGGGAAUUCCGAAAGGAAAUUCCUAAAGGAUAUUCCGAAUGGAAAUUCCUCUGGAAAUUCUGUUGAAUAUUUGAGUUCAAUCAGCUUGCUCGAGGGUUUGUUGAAGUAUUUGUUGAUUUUUAUGAUGACCUGGGAAUUUUGGUGAAUAGUUGAGUUGAAUGAUUUUACUCGAGGGUUCUUGAAGUAUUUUUGAAUUUUUGUUGAUUUUUAUGAUGAUCUGGAAAUUCUGGUGAAUAUUUGAGUUGAAUGAGCUUGCCCGAGGGUUUGUUGAAGUAUUUGUGAAUUUUCAUUGAUUUUUAUGAUGACCUGGGAUUUCUGGUGAAUAUUUAAGUUCAAUGAGCUUGAUCGAGAGUUUGUUGAAGUAUUUGUAAAUAUUUGUUGAUUUUUAUGAUGACCUGGGAAUUCUGGUGAAUAUUUGAGUUCAAUCAUCUUGCUCGAGGGAUCUUGAAGUAUUUGUGAAUAUUUGUUGAUUUUUAUGAUGGCCUGAGAAUUCUGGUGAAUAUUUGAGUUCAAUGAGCUUGCCCGAGGGUUUGUUGAAGUAUUUGUGAAUUUUUAUUGAUUUUUUUGAUGACCUGGGAUUUCUGGUGAAUAUUUGAGUUCAAUCAUCUUGCUCGAGGGUUUGUUGAAGUAUUUGUAAAUAUUUGUUGAUUUUCAUGAUGACCUGGGAAUUCUGGUGAAUAUCUUGCUCGAGGGUUCUUGAAGAAUUUGUGAAUAUUUGUUGAUUUUUAUGACCUGGGGAAUUCUGGUGAAUAUUUGAGUUCAAUGAGCUUGCUCGAGGGUUUGUUGAAGUAUUUGGGAAUAUUUGUUGAUUUUUAUGAUGACCUGGGAAUUCUGGGAAUACUCUAAAACUCUUCAAGAAUCCUAGAGCAAGCUCAGUGUACUCAAAUAUUCAUCUGAAUUUUUCAAUUAUCGUAAAAUCGAGGAAAACUCCUAACAUUCUUCAGGAAUCCUCGAAUAAGCUCAGCAGGCUCAAAUAUUCAUUAGUAUUCCUAAAUAAUCACAAAAAGUCGAGGAAUAUUCUCAAAUUCUUCAAGAAUUCUCGAGCAAGCUCAGUGUACUCAAAUAUUCAUUAGAAUUUCUAAAUAAUCACAAAAUAUCGGGGAAUACUCUAAAACUCUUCAAGAAUCCUCGAACAAUCUCAGUGAACUCAUAUAUUCAUUAGAGUUCCUAAAUAAUCACAAAAUAUCGAGGAAUACUCUAAAACUCUUCAAGAAUCCUCGAGCAAGCUCAGUGAACUCAAAUAUUCAUCUGAAUUUCUCAGCUGUCAGGAAUUUCCUUUCGGAAUUUCCUUUAGGAAUUUCCUUUCGGAAUUUCCUGUAGGAAUUUCCUUUCGGAAUUUCCUUUAGGAAUUUCCUUUCGGAAUUUCCUUUAGGAAUUUCCUUUCUAAACUUUCUUUAGGAAUUUCCUUUUGGAAUUUCCUUUAGGAAUUUUCUUUCGGAAUUACCUACAGGAAUUUCUUUUCGGAAUUUUCUUUAGGAAUUUCCUUUAGGAAUUUCCUUUAGGAAUUUCCUUUCGGAAUUUUCCAUACGAAUUUCCUUUCGGAAAUUCCCUUACGAAUUUCCUUUCGGAAUUUCCCUUACGAAUUUCCUUUAGGAAUUUCCUUUAGGAACGUCCUUUAGGAAUUUUCUAUAGGAAUGUCCUUUAGGAAUUUCAAUGUUACCCCGGAUUACGGUAGUACGAAUUUUUCGGUCAACUAUGCUCAUGCUAAUCUGAUUUUUUUCUGACUAUAGAUCACUCAGGAUUUCCUUAAAAAUAUUUCAGUAGGCCAUCAAUUCCAAGAGAAAUUGCGCAUUUUUGAAAAAUCUGAACCUAAUUCCGUUGCCGUAACGAUAUGGUAGGCUGAUUUUGAAGAAGCUGUUACAUAAUUGCCACUUACCUUUAAAUUUCCAAAGAACACAAUUUUAGGGAUCUUCGCAUAUUGGAUGAUUGUGAUAGGGAUUUCUAAGCUUUUUUUUUUUUCAUGCGCACGCAUGCCAAUUUUAUAUUUGCUUUCAAGGGCGUAGCCAGCUUUUUGGCCAGGGGGAGGCGAGCACCCUUACACUGAAAACCAAAUUACAGUAACAAGGAGUUCAAAUACUUCAUCAUUAAAAAAUAAAUAAAAGUGAAGUAUGAAAUAUGGGUGAUUAACAGGAAUGGUUCAAUGGAAGAAUCAUAUAUGAUUAUAAUCUUGAGGAAUUCCUCAUAUUGCUUCAGGAAUUUCUUAACAAAUGCCAUCAUGAAUUUGAAUUUUUCCAACAGUUUUUCCAGAAAUUUCUCUGUUAUUUUUCCAGGUUAUUUUAAUGUAGAUAUUCCAGCAGAAAUUACCUUCGGAAAACUUGUAGUAAUUCCGUUGGCAAUAUCUUCAGAAAUUUUUAUCAAUAAUUCCUCCAGAAGUUUUAUUACGAAUUUCACCAUGCAUUCUUUUGAAAAUAUCUCCAGUAAUUCUUUACAAAUAUCAUUCUUAAUUCCACCAGAAAUCCGUUUGAGAAGCUCCAGAAAAUACUUUAAGAAUUUCUCCGGGAAUUCUUUCAAAAAAUCCAAUUAAACUAAGAUUCCUUUCCUUGAGGAAUACCCUUAGAAUUUUUUGGAGAAAUUUCUUCGAAAAAUCCUUUAAUGAAUUCCUUAGAAAUUACCGGAAAAAAAUCUUUGAAAAUUUCUAAAGGAAUACCUUCGGAAAUUCCUGGAGGAAUAUCUUUGGAAGUUUUUCGGAAAUUCGGAAAUUUUUAAAGGAAUCAAUUAAAGAAUAAUUUCAGGAAUUUAUUUUAAAAAUCCUUGAAUAAUUCCACCGGAAAUUCCUUGACAAAUUCUUCAGAAAGUUCUUGAGGAAUUCCUUCAUUUCUAAAGCUCCUUGAGAAAUUCCAUAAAACAUUCCAUCGAGAGUUCUUCUACGAUUUCCUUUAGAACAUUCUUCGGGAAUUCCUUGAGGAAUUUCUUUGAAAUAGAUAUAAAAUAUUCCUUGAGGAACUUCUUCGGAGUUUUCGUGAGAAAUUCUUCCGAAAAUUCCUUGAGGAAUACCUUCAAAAAUUCUUGGAGGAAUUCAUCCGGAAAUUUCAGUGAGAAUUCCUUCCCAAAUUCCUGAAGCAAUUCUUUCCACUAAAAGUCUCAUGAGAUAUCCCUUCUGAAAUUCCAUAACUUGUUCCAUAAGGAAUUUCUUUAACAUUAUUUCAAAACUUCCUUGAAAAAAUAUUUCGGAAAUUUCUGAAGAAAUGCUUUUUGUGAUUUUUUAUUUCCUAGGGGAACUCAUUCGGAAAUUCUUUGAAGAAGUCCUUUGAAAAUGCCUUGAUAAGGAAAAUUCGGAAAUUGUUAAAGGAGUUUGCUUGGAAAUUUUUUUGACAUAUGUCUGAAAUGUCUUAUGGAAUACCUUCGGAAAUUUCGUGAGAAAUUGUUUGAUAAGUUCGUUGAGGAUUUUUUUUGUUUUUUUUUAUAAAUCUUUACGAAAUUCCUCAAGUAAUUCCAGCGAAAGAUCCUUGAGAAGUUUCUUCGGAAAUUCCUCAAGAAAUUCCUUCAAAAAUGUAUUGCGGAACUCCUACGAAAACUUGAGAAACUUCUUCAAACAUUCCUUCAGAAACACGUUUGGGGAUUAUGUGAGAAAAUCCUAAGGAAAUUUUUUGAGGACAACCGUCAAAAAUUUUUGAAGGAAUUCAUUCGGAAAUUUUUGGAGGUAUUUCAAGGCAAAUCGAUAAGAAAUUUCUUUGGAAAUUCCGGGAGGGAUUUCUUUGGAAAUUCGUAGAGGGAUUCCUUCGGAAAUUCAGGAGGAAAUCCUUUGAAAAUUCCAGGAGAAAUUCCUUUGAAAAUUCCUGGAGGAAUUCCUACGGAAAUUCCUGGACAAACUCCUCCGGAAACUCAUGGAGGAAUUCUUCUGGAAAAUUCUGGAGGAAUUUCCUCGGAAAUUCUUGGAGGAAUUCCUUCGAGAAUUCGUGGAGGAUUUCCUGCGGGAAUUCCUGGAGGAAUUUCUUCGGAAAUUACUGGAUGAUUCCUUCGGAAAUACCUGGAUAAAUUUCAUCCUGAAAUUUCUGGAGGAAUUCCUUCGGAAAUUAAUGGAGGAAUUCCUUUAGAAAAUCCUUGAACGAUUCCUUCGCAAAAGUCAUGCAGGAAUUCCUUCUGAAAUUUAUGAAGGAACUCCUUCGGAAAUUCGUGAUGGAAUUCCUGGAGAAAGUCUUUCGAAAAUUCCUGGUGGAAUUCCUUCGGAUAUUCAUGAAAGAAUUCCUUCGGAAAUUCCGGCAGGAAAUCCUUUGAAAAUUCCAUGUGAAAUUCCUUUGAAAAUCCCUGGAGCAAUUCCACCAGAAAUUACUGCAGGAAUCCUCUCGGAAAUUCCAGGAGGAAUUCCUUCGGAAAAUGCUGGAAGAUUUCCUUCGGAAAUUCCUGAAGGAAUUCCUUCGGAAAUUUAUGAAGGAAUUCCUUCGGAAAUUCCAGGAGGAGCUCCUUCGGAAAUUGCAGAAGGAAUUUCUUUGAAAAUUCCUGGAGGAUCUCCUUCGGAAAUUCCUGGAGAAUUUCCUCCAGAAAUUUCUGAAGAAACUCAUCAGGAAAUUCAUGGAGGAAUUUUUCAGGAAAUUCCUGGAGGAAUUCCUUUGAAAAUUCGGGGAGGAAUUUCUUCAGAAAUUCGUAAAUGAAUUCUUUCGGAAAAUUUCUGGAGCAAUUCCUUCGGAAAUUCAUGGAGGAACUCCUUUGGAAAAUGCUAUAGGAUGUCCUUCGCAAAAUUCCUGGAGGAAUUCCUUCAGAAAUUCGUGGAGGGAUUCCGUCGGAAAAUUUCUGGAGGAAUUCCUUUGGAAAUUCAUGUAGGAAUUCCUUCGGACAUUCAUGGAGGAAUUCCUUCGGAAGUUCCAGAGGAUAAAAUCUUUAAAAAUUCCAAGAGGAAUUUCUUGGAAAAAUCCCUGAAAGAAUUUCUUCGGAAAUUCUUGGAGGAAUUCUUCCGGAAAUUCCUCGAGGAAUUUCUUCGGAAAUUCGUAGAAGAAUUCCGUCGGAAAAUUUCUGGAGGAAUUCCUUCGGAAAUUAAUGGAGGCAUUCCUUCGGAAAAUCCUUUUGAAAUUCCUUGGCAAAAUUCCUGGAGGAAUUUGUUCGGCAAUUCAUGGAGGAAUUCCUUCGAAAAUUCAUGAAGGGAUUUCUUCGGACAUUCAUGAAGGAAUUCUUUCGGAAAUUCCACGAGGAAAUCCUUUGAAAAUCCCAAGAGGAAUUCCCUUGAAAAUUCCUGGAAGAAUUCCUUUGGAAAUUCCUGGAGGAAUUCCUCCGGAAAUUCCUAGAGCAAUUCCUUCAGAAACUUGUGGAGGAUUUUUUUCCGAAAUUACCUGGAGGAAUUUCUCCGGAAGUUCCUGGAGGAUUUCCCUCGGAAAUUCCUUGAGGAAUUUCCACGGAAAUUCAUGGAGGAAUUCUCUCGGAAAUACAUCGAGGAAUUUAUUCGGAAAAUCCUCCGCAAAAUUCCAGGCGGAAUUAAAUCGGAAAUGCAUGGAAAAAUUCCUUUGGAAAUUUCCAAAGGAAUUUCUCCAGGAAUUUCCGACAGAAUUUCUCCUGUAAUGUCUGAAGGAAUUCUUCCUGGAAUUUCAAAAAAAAAAAUCCUUCCGGAAUUUCCAAAAGAGUUUCUCCAGGAAUUUCCGAAAGAAUUUCCAAAGGAAUUCCUCCAGGAAUUUCCAAUGGAAUUCCUCCGGGAUUUAAAAAAAAAUCCUCCAAGAAUUUCCGAAGGAAUUCCUCCAGGAGUUUCCGAAAUAAUUGAUCCACGAAUUUCAGAAGGAAUCCAUCCAAGAGAUUCCGGAGGGAUUUCUCCUGGAAAUUCCGAAGAAAUUCCCCUAAGAAUUUCAGAAAGAAUUCCUGCAGGAAUUUCCAAAGGAAUUCCUCCAUGAAUCUUCAAACGAAUUCGUCCAGCAGUUUCCGAAGGAAUGCCUCCCGGAAUUUCCGAAAGAAUUCCUCCAGGAAUUUUUGAAGGAAUUCCUAAAGGAAUUCGUAACGGAAUUCCUCCAUGAAUUUUCGAGGGAAUUCCUCUUGGAAUUUCCAAAAAUAAAAUCCAAAAAGACUUUACGAAAGAACACCUCCUGGAAUUUCCAAAGGAAAUCGUCCAGUAAUUUCCGAAGGAAUUCCUCCAGGAAUCAUAAAAAGCAUUCCUCUAAGAAGUUUAGAAUGAUUUUUUUCCAGGAAUGUCCUAAGGAAUUCAUCCAAGGAUUUUCUCAGGAAUUUCUCUACAGAUUUCUGAAAGAAUUCCUCCAGAAAUUUCCGGAGGAAUUCAUCCAAGAUUUUUCGAGGGAACUCCCCAAGGAACUUCCGAAGGUAUUCCUGCAGAAAUUUCCGAAGGAAUUCCUUCAGGAAUUUCCAAACGAAUUCCUUCAGGAAUUUCCGAAGGAAUUCUUCCAGGAAUUUGCGAAGGGAUUCCUACAAGAAUUUUGGAAGGAAUUCCUUCUGGAAUUUUUUAAGGAAUUCCUCCAGGAUUUUUUGAAGGAAUUGCUUCAGGAAUUUCCGAAGCAAUUCCUCCCGGAAUUUCCGAAAGAAUUCAUCCAGGAAUCUCCACAGGAAUUCGUCCACCAAUUUCCGAAGGAAUUCCUCCCGGAAUUUCUGAAAGAAUUCCUCCAGAACUUUCUGAAAGUAUUCAUCCAUGGGCUUCGUGGCCGUGCGGUUAGCGGCGUCAGUUGUCUAGGCGUUUCGUAAGCCUCGGAGUGCGGGUUCGAUUCCCGCUCCAGUCGGGGAAAACUUUUCGUCAAACGGAAAAUUCUCCAUUGGGCCACUGGGUGUUAAGUGUGUUGUUCGUUGUCUCGUGUAUGUAAUAUUCAGUCUGUGCAGCCUCUGGCUGAAGACGGUGUAGUUUUUUUUUUAUUCUUAAUCACUUAACCUAAUUUAUAGCUCUUUUGUCCACUGGGGCACUACGUGAGCAAUUUCAAUUGACAGCUGUACAUUUUGUACAGCGCCUAGAUUCUAUUCUACUUUAUCGAACUGGUUGCCUUUCUGCUGCUUUCACUUUUUCUACUUUAUACCUAGUAGAAUUAUGAGCACAAGGAUAAUGAUGGAUGGCCGUUGUUCCUUUCCAGUCCGAUUGGGGGUCCAUUAUGAGUAGCAGUUCGCCGAUGUCCAGGUAUCCGGGUCCGUUUGAGCCAUGGGGCUCAGAAGAGGGUCAGUGUCAGUUGCUCUCGAGGGAAAAGCAACUGACGAAAAAUUGCAAGUGCCGGGGCUGGGAAUCAAACCCAUGACCAUCCGCAUAUGAAGCGAACGUGUGACCAACUACGCCACGGGCCCCGGCUCGGAGACGGUGUAGUGUCUUUAUAAGAUUUUUCGAAGGACCUCGCCAAGGAAUUUUCGAUGGAAUUCCUCCAGUAAUUUCCGAACGAAGUCCUUCAGGAAUUUCCGAUGGAAUUUCUCCAGAAGUUUCCAAAGGAAUUCUUCCAGGAUUUGCGAAGGGAUUCCUCUAAAAAUUAUGGAUGGCAUUCCUCCAGAAAUUUCCAAUGGAAUUCGUCCAGCAUUUCCGAUGGAAUUCCUUCAGGAAUUUCCGAAAGAAUUCAUCUAGGAAUUCCUAAAGGAAUUUCUCCUGGAAUUUCUGAAUGAAUUCCUCCGGGAAUCUCCAAAGGAAUUCGUCCAGCAAUUUAUGAAGGAAUUCCUCCCGAAAUUUCUGAAAGAAUUCCUUCGGAGUUUCCUGGAAUCUCCGAAGGAAUUCCUCCAGGAAUUCCGCUAGGAAUUUCCGAAGGAAUUCCGCUAGGAAUUUCCGAAGGAAUUCCGCUAGGAAUUUCCGAAGGAAUUCCUGCAAGAAUUUCCAAAAAUAAUCCAAAAAAUAUUUCCGAAAAAAAUCCUCCACGACUUUCCGAAGGAAUUCCUCCGGGAAUUUUCAAUGACAUUCGUCCAGCAAUUUCCGAAGGAAUUCUUCCAGGAAUUUCCAAAAGCAUUCCUCCAGGAAGUUUGGAAUUAUUUUGUUCAUGAAUUUCGUAAGGAAUUCACCUAAGGAUUUCCUCACGAAUUUCUCUAUGGAUUUCUGAAAGAAUUCCUCCAGGAAUCUCCGAAGGUAUUCAUCCAAGAUUUUCCCAAGGAACUGCCCAAGGAAUUUCCGAAGGAACCCUUCAGGAAUUUCCGAAGGAAUUUCUUCAGGAAUUUGCGAAGGGAUUCCUCCAGGAAUUUUGGAUGGAAUUCCUUCAUGAAUUUCCAAAGGAAUUCCUCCAGGUAUUUCCGAAGGAAUACCCUCAGGAAUUUUCGAAGAUAUUCCUCCAAGAAUUUCCGAAGGAAUUCCUGCAUACAUUAAAAAAAUACAAGGAUGCAGGCGAAUUUAAUUUUUACUAGUCAAAAACAGCUCUGAUCAUCUAAGUUUUUCGGUUAAGUUAGAAUAUAGUUGCUCGGUCCCCCCCGGGUGCGCCCUUGUUUGCUUUCGUGGAUUGAUAUUUUUUUGAACAAUAUUGCUUACAAAAUAGUUGUCAAUGAAUGAAACAAGGCCAGGUCUUAUUUUUUUU
Messenger RNA from Aedes albopictus (Asian tiger mosquito), 17104 nucleotides. It is a transcript of the gene Dmtn, whose product is annotated as transmembrane and coiled-coil domains protein 2. NCBI's taxonomy places the organism in Eukaryota, Metazoa, Arthropoda, Insecta, Diptera, Culicidae. Gene Ontology annotation, cellular component: endomembrane system. The transcript has 11 exons. The coding region runs from base 158 to 1777 and encodes 539 amino acids. The record is from RefSeq and is a predicted model, not a curated record.